UCUACAUUCUCAUCGCAGAGCAAACACCAAAACAGAGUUCACAGAACAUAUUCAUUGAUUUUUCAAUAUAUAUACAAUGACGAACUCGGUGGCAAAUUUGGCACUACUAGGGUUUUGCAUUCUACAAGUGAUGAGCUUACUUGUCCCGCAAGCAAAUGCUAGGGCUUUCCUUGUGUUUGGAGAUUCUCUUGUCGACAAUGGUAACAAUGACUUUCUUGCUACCACUGCUCGUGCCGAUAAUUACCCUUAUGGUAUCGAUUUCCCAACUCACCGUCCUACCGGCCGUUUCUCCAAUGGUCUUAACAUUCCAGAUCUCAUCAGUGAGCAUUUGGGUCAAGAGUCUCCAAUGCCGUACCUUAGUCCAAUGCUGAAGAAAGACAAACUCUUAAGGGGCGCUAACUUCGCCUCCGCGGGUAUUGGAAUCCUUAACGACACCGGAAUCCAGUUUCUGAACAUAAUUAGGAUCACGAAGCAGCUAGAGUACUUCGAGCAGUACAAGGUUCGAGUGAGUGGGUUGGUCGGAGAAGAAGAGAUGAAUCGGCUCGUGAACGGAGCUCUUGUCCUUAUAACACUUGGAGGCAACGAUUUCGUCAACAACUACUACUUGGUCCCUUUUUCUGCAAGAUCUCGUCAAUUCUCUCUUCCUGACUACGUUGUCUUUAUCAUUUCUGAAUACCGCAAAGUCUUACGGAAAAUGUACGAUUUGGGUGCUCGACGUGUCCUGGUGACUGGAACAGGGCCAAUGGGUUGCGUCCCGGCCGAGCUGGCUCAGCGUAGCCGCAACGGCGAGUGUGCUACCGAACUACAACGAGCCGCGUCACUAUACAACCCACAACUAGUUCAAAUGAUUACCGACCUCAACAACGAAGUUGGAUCUUCGGCCUUCAUUGCCGCUAAUACUCAACAAAUGCACAUGGACUUCAUCAGCGACCCACAAGCAUAUGGUUUCGUCACGUCGAAGGUGGCUUGUUGUGGACAAGGGCCUUACAAUGGGAUAGGGCUAUGCACACCAUUAUCAAAUCUUUGCCCAAACAGAGAUCUCUUUGCCUUUUGGGAUCCUUUUCACCCAUCAGAAAAAGCAAGUAGAAUCAUUGCUCAACAAAUCCUCAAUGGCUCUCCAGAAUACAUGCAUCCCAUGAAUCUUAGCACCAUCCUCAUCGUUGAUUCCAUGACCUAAGCUUCUACUCAUCAUCUAUCCCAAAUCCACUCUAUGCUUUGUUUUUGUUUUGCCUUUCUCUUUUAUUAUGUAUUUUUACAUUGGUGCUUUAAUUAAUUUCCUUGAGUUAUGUUGUGAGUUUUGUGUUGUUCAUCAAUAAUUUGGUCACCAAUUG
This is a messenger RNA of Arabidopsis arenosa, 1331 nucleotides long. The record is from the annotation of a GenBank genome assembly. Lineage: Eukaryota; Viridiplantae; Streptophyta; Magnoliopsida; Brassicales; Brassicaceae.